Armigeres subalbatus is the source of this 3228-nucleotide messenger RNA. Its product is annotated as G-protein coupled receptor Mth2-like. The record is from RefSeq and is a predicted model, not a curated record. Gene Ontology annotation, cellular component: membrane. Gene Ontology annotation, molecular function: G protein-coupled receptor activity. The transcript is spliced from 8 exons. NCBI's taxonomy places the organism in Eukaryota, Metazoa, Arthropoda, Insecta, Diptera, Culicidae. The coding region runs from base 1057 to 2688 and encodes 543 amino acids. Gene Ontology annotation, biological process: cell surface receptor signaling pathway; G protein-coupled receptor signaling pathway.
GCAACAGAUUGUCGUUCAGUUGUCUUUGGUUGCUUGCCGCGAUAGCUCGCAUCAGAUAGAUACCUCUCCUCGUGGCUUUGUCCAAAUCGUUGGAUUCGCAGUUCCGGUUCGGAAUCCUCAAUAAACUGACUGUUCAGUUGUGCGGAAAACUGGACGACUCAACUCUAGAUUUAGUGAUGCACAUGAAUGGAACAGAAAUCUAGAGUUUAUGUUCUGCGUCAAACAGAAAGGUGUGAAACGAAACGAACCAUUGCUGUUCUUUCCGAAUGUUAUGAAUGAAAAUAUUGCUGUUGAGACUCUUUCGACACAUCACUGGAGAAAAGUAGAAAUAGUGCGUUUUGUGUUUGCGAAUUCGCUUUGCCGGUGAUGACAAUGUGAAAAUCAAGCCUCGAUAGUGCGAUAGUCGCUAAGAACCAAUAAGUGUCCAAGUACCCCGGUAUUUCUUGAAGGGCUGUAUGAGUCACGCGCGUUCAACUAGUUUCGAAGUGUGCUAAGUACUCAAAUUGAAUCAGUUCUGGAAAAUAAGGGUUUGUCGUUACCUAUCGAACGAAUUGCUGGGACGCUAUCACUUGCGGCCGCCAGUUCUCAACAAAUCACAGACAUUAGGUGCUCCAGUGGCUUGGUUGAUUUUCCAUCGUGGGUAAAUUUCCGGUUUCCUGUUUGUCUAAUUUCAACAAAUCGUUCCGUGCGAAAAAGUUUGUUUGUGUUGCUUCUUGCCUAAGAGAAUUUCCAGAACAAAACAAAGCAGUUUCGCCCAUCCGCAGCAUCCCACCUUGGAAUCAGUGGCGGUGACUAACUCUUUGGGACACAUUAACGGUUGAAUUUCGCUGCGAAACUGUUGGAUUCGUUAGACGUCCUCUAGACGCAACUGCAAACUGUGACGACGUGGCUUGUCAAACGGCUUUGAAGAAAAUACCGUCGAUGUGACAACUGUGCGUAGGAUGAGAUGGUUUUAAAUGUCAUUUAACAUGUUCGAUUAAGAAAGAUCACCAUUCCACAAUCUAAAAGGGGACCAGCAGCAGUGUUACACAAGACCCAAAGAAGAAACGAAUCACAAUGAAGAUCAACACAAAGUACGUGUGCGCGUUGCUGGCAGUGUUCAGUGUGAAAUACAUUAGCUGUGAUAGUUUGCCGUGCGAUUUUAUCGAUUCGAUCAACAUCACUGACGGAGUUCGUGACGCGCUGGGAAAUAUAAUCCACAACAACAUUCUCUACAAACCCAAGUAUUACCGGACGAUCGAUUAUGAUUAUGAAAAUUUUUCCACCAAAAAGUUUGUCAACGAGUACAUUCGGGGGUGUCCUUGCGCGGUGCGGUUAUGCGUGAGAAUGUGCUGCCCGGAAGGCACGGUCAUGCAUGACUAUCAGUGCCUGCCAACGGUGGAUCGACUGGAGGUGCUGGUUAAUACCACGUUGUUUAACGCGGAGCGCAGUUUUGAUGUGGUGGAUUUGGCGGAAAACAACAUGUAUGGGUUUCUGUACGGCAAGCCGUGCGAGUCCGUAUAUGAGCUGAAUCGAGCGGAUGAUAUUUGGUCCUUCUCGAGGAACGGCAGCAUCAUUCAUGACUCGAGACUGCUUACCAGGAACCAGUUUUGUCUUAUGCAAAACAAUAUCUCGCAGCCGGUAACACCGUUCGUGUGCUUCGAAGCUCAAGAGGAGUUCAAGUAUGCGCUCUAUCCAAUCGGAAUGCUUCUGUCGGUGCCGUUUCUGCUGGUCACAUUCUUUGUCUAUGCCUGCAUCCCGGAACUGAGGAACAUGCACGGCAAGUCACUGAUGUGCUACGUGCUGGGAUUGGCCGCCGGCUACACGGUGCUGUCGUUGGUGCAGAUGGGCUUGUUCGAGGGAAGUAGCUUGCACUGUAAGGUGUCCGGCUAUUUGGUGUACUUCUGGUUCAUGGUUAGCUUCUUCUGGCUCAACGUCAUGUCCUUCGACAUCUAUUGGACUUUCAGAGGUGUACGAGGAGCCAAAAACACCGAGCGUAAGAAGUUCGCAAUGUAUUCGCUGUACGCAUGGGGCUGCCCAACACUGAUGAUUACGGUAUCCCUAAUUUUUGACCACACAGAGCUGAUUCCGCUGAACUACCGGCCUCAAAUUGGUGUCACCAGAUGUUUCAUCAUCGAGAACAAGUAUACGGAAUUUUUCUACAUGUAUCUUCCGCUGCUGCUGUUGGUGUUCGCAAAUAUGUUCUUCUUCGUGAUAACCGCGGUACGAAUUAUAAAAAUCCAACGCGAAACCUCAAUGGUGCGGCGGGGAGAUUCCAAGCGCCAUUCCAAGCUGGACAACGACCGUGAUAGGUUCGGCCUGUACCUGCGGCUGUUCAUCGUGAUGGGUGUGACCUGGUCGCUGGAAGUGAUCUCAUGGGCCGUGAACAACGUCGCUUGGAUUUUCUACAUCUCGGACGUGUGCAACUGCAUACAGGGCUUCCUGAUCUUCAUGCUGUUCGUGUGGAAGCAGAAAAUCAAGCGAUUGAUCUACAAAAAAUUCGGAAUUCCAUUAGGCGAAACGGAGACGUCGAUGUCAAACUCGAGCACGCGCACAACUACCACGACAAUAACGUCGUCCUUCAACGGGUCCAGAAUGGACAAACCUUUGGUGACGCGAAUAAGUUUGGAUCACCAGCAGACGGCUCCCCCAACGCCGAUGGGGGCGGAUCCCUCGGAAAAGCAACUGAAGCUAAAUCAGUUCGGCUAGAUCUGGACCGACCCGGGGAGGGCCAUCAGUUGCUGAGUCCGGUCAGUGUCGAUCGUACCACCGAGGAGACCAUGCUAACGAUAAACUGAUCGACGGGACGGUGUGGAAUGGUCGGAACAGUUUUUCUGACGAUGCGAUGUUGGGAAAAAUACCAAAGAUAAGACGAUGUUUCAUAAGUACAAAGCAUUUGACGCAGCUAGGUUUUACAUGAAGAAUUGAAAAGUGAUGAUGUGUGUCUUGUUGAGCAUGAUUCUUACCUAGGUUAAACAAAUAAAAAUACGUGCUGAGCUAUACAUAAUUUAGAUAGAUAGGGUGUACAUAUUUUUUUCAAUUUUAAGAACCUUCACGCUACACUAGUGUUUGCAAGUAUUUUGACGAUUUUAAGCUGUAAUAUUAUUCGCGAUGCCAUAUAUGUAAAGCACAUGGCUGAUUUGUUUCAAAAUAUAGUCACGUUCGAGUUAGUUACCGAAGUAUUUAAAAUACCUCCUAUAUGUCAAGAAAAUGUUAUUCAGGCUUAAAUAAAUGUGCAUUUCAUUGAAA